This is a messenger RNA of Sphaeroforma arctica JP610, 1868 nucleotides long. RefSeq lists its product as hypothetical. The transcript is spliced from 3 exons. The record is from RefSeq and is a predicted model, not a curated record. Gene Ontology annotation, biological process: rRNA processing. Lineage: Eukaryota; Ichthyosporea; Ichthyophonida. Gene Ontology annotation, cellular component: nucleus; preribosome, large subunit precursor; preribosome, small subunit precursor. The coding region runs from base 14 to 1759 and encodes 581 amino acids.
CACGCUAACAACCAUGGGUAAGGGUAAACGAAAAGGUAACCCUGAGGGCGCCAAACCUGUAUCGAUUACAGGAAGUAUGUCUAAUACAAGUGAGAAAGCUAUUGCUAUCUCUGAGGAAGCCAAGGAAAGUAAGCAGACAGCUCGAGAGAUUAAAUUUGGACGUCGACUGGCGAAUUCGGACAAGCGAUUGCGUGAUAAAGCAGUUAAUAAGUUGAAGUUGUGGUUGGGAACUCAGGAGAAUCUGAGUGACCUAGAAAGCCGUAAAGUAUGGAAGGGUCUGUAUUACUGCAUCUAUAUGUCGGACAAACCGCUUGUCCAGGAAGAGCUGGUGAGUGUUGUGUCGCAACUAGUGCAUUUGAUCAAGCAAGAUAACGAUGCGCUGAAGUUUAUCGACGCCUUCUUCUACAUAAUGAUCUCGGAAUGGAGCCGAAUUGAUCGUUUAAGAUUAGAUAAGUUCUAUAUGCUAGUGCGAGAGUGUCUGCUGCAGUUUUUCGUUUGGUGCGAAAACCGAGACUUCGAUAUGGAGAUUGUGAAGCAGUUUGUAGAGCUGUUGAACGAUUCGGUAUUAGAACCUUCUUCGCCGACCGUGCCCAAGGGUUUAAAAUGGUUUGUUAUGGAAAAGUUUCUGGUUCAGCUAGAGAAGGUCUUGCCACCUCCCGCUGAUAUUUCGGGAGAUGGUGAUGGUGAUGAUGUUAAGGAAGAGUCAGUAUACACUGACGAGACAAUGAUGAUGUAUUUGCAACCUUUCUAUCACUUACUUGCGUUCGAGACGGACAAGAUAACCCGAGCAAAGGUGAAGGAGUAUGUGUUUUCUGUAUUAAUCGAGAAGGAAGCCGAAGUGCUUGCAAAACUCAUGGAAGAAGAUAGCGACUCAGAGGAAGAGAGUGAGGACGAGGAACCGCAACCACCCUCGUUUCAAGUAGAUUGGGACGGUUUGUCUAAACUCUUGUUUUUACUAGCGGCGAAGAAAGAUAUUGCGGAUAUCAAUCGACGCGAGUUGUAUACCCUCAAGGCAGAUGUGGACAAAGUAGUGCUGAGUAUAAAAGAGCUGGGCCAACAAUUAUUUGCGGACAUGGAAGAUGAUGAUAAUGAUGACGAUGAAAUGGAUGUGGAUAAUGACCAAGAGGACGACAGCGAGGAUGACAGUGCCGACGGUAGUGCUAACGAUAUUGAAAUGACUGGGUCUGGUAGAAAAGUUAAAAAGGUAAAGGUCACGGAACAUGCGGACUUGCUGCCGAGUGAGAGUGAUGAUGACGACUAUGAAGCGGUUGAAGUUUCUAGUGAAAGUAGUAGCGAAGAGUCCGAUGCCCAGGACUCAGCAGAGGAGUCAAAGGUGACGGAGUUAGAAGAGAUUGUUGCCACAAAAGAAGUAACAAUUACUUUGCCUGCGCCCAAAAUUAGUAGGAAGCGAAAGAGGGAAGAAAACCGUAUCACCCCACCGGCUGCGACUAUAAAUUUCCAGCACAAGCACGCGACGGAGGAGCCCAAAAGGAGCAAACCUUUUAUGGACUUCAAGGUUCCCUCAUCAGAACCGCAUAAGCGACGAGUGGUGAUUUCGGAAAAUAGUAACAAGGUCAAAGAAUUCGACAAACGUUCAAGGGUUGCGUCCAAUAAGAAACCAGUUUACGAUCCUCUGAGGCAGCCACCGCCCGGUGUUUUAAAACCGUCGCCGUCGCCAAGUCUAAUGCAAACAGAACGCGAUCGAGGGACACCCAGGUCCACACCCGUACGUCGCAACAAGAAGAGCAAAAAGCAGUAAACUGUUGACAUAAAUGCAGUAAUCGAUAAUCUGUGCAUGCACGUACCUGGCGUGGAAUAAAUCAUGUAAAUGUGUACUUUUAGAAUAGUAAAGUUCUUCUGCACUCUCA